AUGUUAGUUGUAGAUCAUGUUUUAAUUAAUAAGUAUAUAGCUGGAGGAAAGGUUUUUCGCUCAAAAUAUAAGAUAAUAGCACUUGGGCAAUAUCCACAAAAUGUUAAAUAUACACAGAAAAGUGGUCGUGGUCAAAACGCUGUUCAAUAUCAAAUUCCUGAUGGAUAUAUCGUAAAGACGGAAGUUGCAGACCAAAUGCUGUGUUGUGAAACAAAGUAUACUAUUGCAAAUAAAAUUUUAUAUACAAUUACAUGGAAAGAAGAUGCUCACAAGAAAAUUAAACAGCUUAUUUUACAACAUCGAAUGGUAUCAGAAUCUGGGGAGCCAAUUCACUUACGUAAUAUGGAAUUGGGAUAUGAAGAUCAUACUAUUAAUAUAAAAUACAAUUUAUCAUUAGAUCAUAUAAAAUUAGAUGCCUAUGUCAUGAUGGGAUAUCGAAGACUUGCUGCUGUGGAAACAAGGUUGAUGCGUGAAUAUCAAGUUGCACAAAGGAGAAUAGAAAUUACAAAAUUAAUUAAUGAACAAAUACCAAUUGAAAUAAUUAACCUUGAUAAAGAAUUGAAUCAACAAUCCAUACUUGAUGAUGAUGAAGAACAUCAAGAUAAUCUUAUUGGAAUCAUAGUUGAUGAACAAGAAAUUGGUAAUGGUGUUUAUCAAUCUAUUAGAAAUCUUCUUCAAAUAUUUAUUCCUAUUUGGAGCAGAUCAAACCCACCAAUUCUUCAACCACUUGGUGGAGAUGGAAGAAAUGUAGGACGUAAACAAAAUCAUGUGAUGAUAACUAUUUGUUUAUUAAAUGAAAAAGAUGAAGUGUUAAAACCAGACCAUCAAUAUAGUCAAGAUCAAAUAGUGGCAAAUGGGUGGACUUCAUUAAUGGAAUCUGAUAAGAAAAAGGGUUUGCAACAUUUUCCUAUUGUUGAUUUUAUUUUAGGAAAAUGUGGUAUAGAUAUUCAAAAAUUAUGGCAUAAUUUUUAUGAUCUAUAUUUAGUUUUAAAACAUCUUAAUCUAACAAAUUCUGAAAUUAAUAAUUUUGAAAAUAAAGUAAAAUAA
Rhizophagus irregularis DAOM 181602=DAOM 197198 is the source of this 1047-nucleotide messenger RNA. Lineage: Eukaryota; Fungi; Glomeromycota; Glomeromycetes; Glomerales; Glomeraceae. The record is from RefSeq and is a predicted model, not a curated record.